AAAUGUUAAUGUUAAGCUUUUUUUUCUGUCCUCUAGCUGUGCAGGUGUCUUCAGCAGACAACAACGUGACAAACAUGUUGUCGGAGACUUUGAUCAACGGGAGAUGCUGCCACAUGUGCCGCCCAGGAACAUAUCUGACAGAACUCUGCACAGACACACAACAAACUGUCUGUAGCCCAUGUCCUGACGGCUUCUUCUCCCAACAAUAUAACAUCUUUAACAAAUGUACGCAGUGUCAGCCGUGCCAAGGUGUUCACCAAGAACAAAUAGAGAUGUGCUCUUCAACUGCAAACGCAAAGUGCGCAUGCAGCCCCGGUUUCCUGUGCACUGACGAGGUGUGUUCAGAAUGCCAGAAAAAUAACUGCGGUGUCGGUGAAAAAGCCAUGAAGACAGGCUUGAUGCAGUAUGAGUGCAAACCAGCAUGUCCUGAUCAUCAAUAUUGGGAUGUGAAAAUGAACAUCUGCAGAGCGCGGACACAGUGCAGAAUGGAAGGACUCGUGGAGCAAUUUCCAGGGAAUAGAACCCAUAACUCAGUCUGCCGUAGACACGACAAUGACGCCCUUUAUGUGACCCUUAGCAUGGGAUGUGCUUUGCUGUCCCUCAUUGUUCUUGUGAUCCUGUCUAUAGCCUGUAUAAACGUGGCAAGGAAAUGUAAAACAGAGAGAGCCACUGACUCCAUGCCAGUAGAACUGGCCAGCCAGCGUGAAUAUCACCUGUCAGAGGAGGAAAGUAGACUCCAACUCCAGACGGAUUCUAACAAGGGCCAACUCCAGGAAAUAGUCACCACCUUGUCAUAGAAGUCAAUAAAUGAAAAUGUAGUACCUCCAGUGACUGAAAUCCUGUUAGUAUUGUGUGCUAUGCUUGUUUAUGUGGGUGCUUUAUAACUCACCAUCAUUCGUAUAUGACUAUCUUGGCCUGUGGCUGACCAAAAUGGUUGGUAUUUACACAUUCCACCUGUCACUCAAGCAUCACCAAACCUUGCUAUUAUUGCCUUCUCUCUGGAAAACAAACGGUAUUCAUGUUGUGUAUUUUGUACAGUGUUUUAAUGUGAUAUUGUGCUUUUUUAAAAAUGUAUACAUUGGCA
Dunckerocampus dactyliophorus (ringed pipefish) is the source of this 1084-nucleotide messenger RNA. Its product is annotated as tumor necrosis factor receptor superfamily member 3-like. Gene Ontology annotation, molecular function: CD154 receptor binding; antigen binding. The coding region runs from base 3 to 797 and encodes 264 amino acids. Gene Ontology annotation, biological process: defense response to protozoan; B cell activation; positive regulation of B cell proliferation. NCBI's taxonomy places the organism in Eukaryota, Metazoa, Chordata, Actinopteri, Syngnathiformes, Syngnathidae. The transcript is spliced from 8 exons. The record is from RefSeq and is a predicted model, not a curated record. Gene Ontology annotation, cellular component: external side of plasma membrane; CD40 receptor complex.